UCCAUUCACCACAUACAUCCUCCUUUCUCCAUUUUUCAUUUGAUCGGUCCAAAGAUUCCCUGUGCAAGGGCAAAAUAGUAAUUUGUAGAAUCAAUGGCAGCCGAAAACUCUAGCUCGUCGGAGACCACCGGCGGUUGCGUCGGAGGAGGAGCGAGGAAGGAAAUCAUGCUGUUCGGCGUUAGGGUUGUGGUUGAUCCGAUGAGGAAGUGUGUGAGUUUGAACAAUCUGUCCGAGUAUGAGCAACCGGAGGAGAUGACGAAGAAGAUCGGCCGCGGCGGAGAUGUCGACAGAGGAGAAGAGAAGAACACGGUGGAAGUCGCCGUCGCCGCAGGUUACGUCUCCGCCGAUGACGCUGUUCCGAUCUCUUCUUCUUCCGGUGGAAAUCGUGAACGUAAAAGAGGAAUUCCAUGGACUGAGGAAGAGCACAAGCUGUUCUUGCUUGGGUUGCAUAAGGUAGGGAAAUCCAGAAACUUCGUGAAGACGAGGACGCCUACUCAGGUGGCAAGCCACGCUCAGAAAUACUUCCUUCGGCGGAGCAAUCUGAAUCGCCGUCGGCGAAGAUCUAGCCUCUUUGACAUGACCACAGAAACGGUAAUUUCUGAUCUUCUGUGCUUCUCUGAAUGAAUUAGAUGGCGCCCAGAUGAUUUACCCAUCAAUGGGUUUAUUUCCGGUUUCAUAGAUGGUUUGGCUUGAAUGUAGACGGAUUUAUUAGCUUUAGAGGAUGUUUUACUUUCCUCGCAUUCUUUGAGUUCUCCACCUUUGGAGACUUGUUUGGUUUCUGCCUUUUGCCACUUGAACUUUGUUACAAAGUUACUUUUUCAAUUUCCUAGCCAUUUCUUUCUUCUUUUUAUCAAUGUGUUCUCUAGAGUCCUUGGGAGAAAAAAAGGGUCUAGUUGUGUUUCUUUGUUGUUGAGAGGGAUAAGAAGCAUGGGGAUUGUGAAGGGUCUUUUGUAGAAAGUCCUUCUGAACCAUUUUUAUUUUGGUCAACCUGAGAUUAUUGUUAUCAAGCAGUGCAAGAAAGUGGAUAAAUUAUGACAAUCUGAAAUUGAGACAGAUUUCGACGGUUUGUGAAACAGUUGUACGUCCUUGUUAUCAUCAG
Tarenaya hassleriana is the source of this 1099-nucleotide messenger RNA. RefSeq names its product transcription factor MYB1R1-like. The transcript has 2 exons. The coding region runs from base 94 to 624 and encodes 176 amino acids. The record is from RefSeq and is a predicted model, not a curated record. Gene Ontology annotation, molecular function: DNA binding. Lineage: Eukaryota; Viridiplantae; Streptophyta; Magnoliopsida; Brassicales; Cleomaceae. Gene Ontology annotation, biological process: response to gibberellin; response to ethylene; response to auxin.